Messenger RNA from Schistocerca americana (American grasshopper), 4181 nucleotides. RefSeq names its product phospholipid scramblase 2-like. The transcript has 10 exons. The coding region runs from base 906 to 1898 and encodes 330 amino acids. The record is from RefSeq and is a predicted model, not a curated record. Gene Ontology annotation, molecular function: phospholipid scramblase activity. Gene Ontology annotation, biological process: plasma membrane phospholipid scrambling. NCBI's taxonomy places the organism in Eukaryota, Metazoa, Arthropoda, Insecta, Orthoptera, Acrididae. Gene Ontology annotation, cellular component: plasma membrane.
UGAAUCAAUAAGAGUAUUAAUUAUUGUAUACUGAUAUGGUUCUUGAGUAUUCAAGAAAAACGUGGAUUUUCCAACUGAAAGCUUGGCAGAAUAACAGCUGUAUAACGGAAAGUAGCUGCAGUUAAUAUUUAUAGUGAAAAUGUACUUUCUCCUAAAUAAAUAAAGUAUAUUCCAGUUACCUAAAUGUUAACAAUGUAUAAUACCUGAUUUAGAAUUUUAAUAGAAAUCAUUAUACAUUUUACAUUCUUGUUAGUUUUUCCCUAUAUAGUAUCAGGUGCAUAAACUGUGUGUAUGUGUGUGUGCAUGUUUGGACUUGACGAUGUAUUCAUAAAAUGAGAAUACAGAAAUACAGUAACAAACUUUACAGGUGAAAUAGGUUAUACAACUGCAUCAAUAUCUGAAUAUUGUUUAACUGCAAGAAUUACCCAUGCAGCAUCCUAAGAUUAAAUUACUGUUGCAAAACCUUUUUCUGAUGUAGUGCUCUUAUUGACUGAUGAUGGAAAUAUUUUAGUGUUGCAAUAAAAAAAGUGCAUGAAAGUAUGCUUAAAGCUACAGAAAACACAAGGAGCUGUUUUGGAGGAAGUCUGACUACAAUAAUAAUGGAAGAGAAUGCAAUCUUAUAUUUAACUCAUUGGCAGGAAGGGGGAUUAUCAGUAAAACAUCAGAGACAUUUGAAACAUAAUAUCUUAUCUCAUUAUCUGGAGAUUAGAUUGAAGAAGUACUGGGCCAGUAUUUUGUGAUUAGACUGCAGCAUAUACUCUGAUAACAUUUAUAGGAUGUUACCAAACAGUUUUCUGUGAGUUACAGUGUGACAUAAAUUUCACCUGUUUACUCAAAGUAACUAGAUACAAAUCAGUAUAUCAGGUAGUGUCUACAAAUGAAUACUGGCCAGAAAAGCAAAGAGAAUGUCCACUCAAGAAAAUUUUCAACAAACAGUCAACAGUAACGAAGAAAAUAACAGAGAGCAUCAUCACACACAAUCAGUGACAGAAGGACAUGUUACCAAUGGAAAUCAAGUCAUAGAAGCCAUCACACCAACAGAGGGACAUGUUAUCAAUGAAACUGAACAAGGCAAUGAAGAUUUUCAUCAUUCUGCAACAGAGUUUCACAUGCCUGUAUAUUCUGAGAGGACCACUAUAACUAUCCAGCCUCGAAGAACAGAUGAUGACCGUGUCCCAAUGCCAGUGUCUUCAGCAAACUGGCAAACUACCAGCUUCACACAUUUCAUACCAUUGUCAGGACUUGAUUUCUUGACUGUAGCUGAUCAGCUGAUUAUACAGCAAACUGUUGAAUUACAAGACAUUUUGGCAACUGUUGAGUCUGAAAAUCGUUAUCUUGUAAAAGUACCACAUGGAGAAGUUCUUUACUAUGCUGCUGAAGCUUCAGGAACAUUACAACGCAUGUUCUGUGGUUCAUCAAGAGGCUUCUACAUGAAAUUAUUUGAUCAGACUCGCCAGCAAGCAAUUUUAUUAAAAAGAAGACUGGCAUGUGCAAACUGCUGUUGUGGGUGUUACCUGCAGGAAAUGAAGCUGUUUACACCAGGUGGUGUACUACUAGGAUCAGUUGAACAGGAAUGGACAUUGAUUAAUCCUUCAUUCGUUGUGCGAGAUUCUGAUGGGAAUAUUGAAUAUGUCAUAGAAGGUCCACAACAUUUCCCAUGCACUAACUAUGAUGGAACAACAUUCAGAGUUCUUAGCCGAGAUGGCCUGACCCAGCUUUCAACAAUUGUUCAUGAAUGGAACAAUUUGACUGGAGAUUUUAACAUAAUAGUGACAUUUCCAACAGAUAAUUUGCAUCCAAAGAUGAAAGCUGUCUUUUUGGGAGCUGGAUUUCUUUUGGAAUAUAUGUUCUUUGAAACAUCAAAACGAACAAAUAGGUGUCAGAAAUGGUUCCGAUAAAGGAGAUCAGUUUCUUAUCGCUGUUUCUAUAAGCAGCCAAAAGAAACGAGGCAAAUUAAAGUUUUAUACUGGGUGCUGCUUAUGGAUAUAGUAUGUCAUCUGCAGUGUUGUUCAAGAGAAUCAGCCUUUAGAAAUUCUGUAAGGUUUUUGGAUCUGUCAUAACAGAAUCUUUUAUACUUUGUGUAAACAUUGUGUACAUUGUGUAAAAAAACUACAUAUACAAAAUUUUAGAGUGCUUAGAGGAGACAAAAGCAGAUACCUUUGUAUGUGGCAACAAUAUCACAGGUGCACCAUUUACUUACUGAUCAUGCACAAUGGUACCGAUGCUAGUGAUUUUCAGACAUGGUACGCAAAUUACAUAUGAUGAAUAUUGUGUUAAGGAUAUUGCUGAAAACAGCAUUCACUUACAUUAAUGCAUAUCUGGUAUCUCCAUGCUAAUGAUGGUCUAAAGCAAUAAAAAACAGGCAUUUCAUGAAUAAUGACUACAGCUUCAGUGAAGUGGAUGAUCAUCUCAUCUGGAGUGUCUAUUGAAGUCCUGUACACUAUACACUUCGCCUCUCCCCACAUAAAGAAAUCAUAAGGAGCUCACCAACAUUUCUAAAAAUAAUAUUCAUCACAUUUCAGUUUAAUACUAUCUCUGAACAUCACUGGUGUCAAAAUCUUUACUGAUACCUAGCAGAGAAAUGGCACACCUGUGACAUAUGUGUUAUAUAAAGAAAGUGUUCUUUUUGAGGCCUCCAAAGAACCUAAAACUUGAUGUACAGAGAUUUCUUUAAAUCCUCUAUAUCUGGAACAACUCAUAGAAACAGUUAUAAAAUUCUGAUUUACUACAUUACAUAUACAACCAAUAUAUUAAGAGUUUUGCUUGGUAUCUAAGCAGUGUAUGUACAGGUUUGUGUAAUACUCAGAUUUGUAGGUGAAGAUACUCUUAUUUUAUGUGAUUUAUAUGGUAUUUUAUAAGAAAUAUGUUUCUCUCCCAAUGAGUGAGGUGUCCAAAUAAAGAAUAUAUCAGUAAAAACUAGUUAUCAAAAGUAAAAUAUAAUCUCAUGACACAGAUCAAUGUGAAUUAAACUCAGUAGCAAGUUGAGAAAACCAUCAGUUAAGCAUAAAUUCUAACCAGUAAAUAAUUUUUUUAGCUGGUUUAAUGAUAAACAUAAUCUGAGGUUAUGUUAUCAUAAGGAUAUUAUUUAAAUUAGAUGACUUUGCUGUACCUGUCACUCUGUACAUUAAACAGUUAUAGCAUCAGCAUCAUCAUCAGUAUGCCAAAAAACGUAAAAUUUUAGCUUGUAUGGCACACAGAAAAGAAAUAAGCAAGAUCAGAAUUUUCCAUCCUGUUUACAUUAAGGCCAUUACAAAUUUGGCACUAUCUCAGAUUAACAAGUGCCUGGAAUUUUACCUGAGCCACUCUGAAGGAUCUAUACCAGCAUGUAUAUAAGAAAAUGUAAAUCAGUAUAUUUAACUGGUUAUUUGAACACUGGCACCUGUCCAUCAUUUCCUCUUCAACCACUACCACCACGACCACCCAGAGAAGAAAAAAAGAAACUAAAAAGUAGAGGCAGAAAAAUGGUCAUACAAAUGGUUUUGCUGGAGAAUAGGAUCAUGUUAUAAUGCCUGUUUAGAAAGGAAGACAAAUUUGUACUCUUUAAUAUUAGUGUUUUUUAGGUGCUAUAUUAUUUUAUUGACACACAGAACCACUGAAACCAUUGCAUUUGUAAAUGAACAGCAACUAAAACUUUAGCAAAAAUUUUGUCAUAGUGAGUGCACACAACAAAAGGAUUUCACUUGUGUUCCAAUGGAUACAUCACUUAUUGACACAAUGAAUUACACAUUUUCAUUUCUUACAGUAAUUGAGUGUGUGUUCUGCUGGUAUAUCAGACUACUUCUACAAGCAACAAUACAAAUAAGGAAUUAUGUGCAUCUAUUGCACAGUUUAGAUUUACUGCAAAACAAGAUGAGAAAAAGAUAGUCAAGAAGGGAGCAGAAAUAAUAUAUGUGUGCAGUACUGAUAAUCAAUUGUAUUUGUAAAGCUAUACAUCAAAAAUUUCAUAUUUUUUCUUAGCUAAUGGCUUGCAUUUUGUCACAAGAAACACUUCUUCUUAAAAUAUGUGUGUACUGUUCUCUGUUGUUGAUAUGAAUUAACACCUUAUGUAUUUCAUAUACUAGCCGCUAAUGUAAACAAAGUCUGAGUUACUAAGACUGUAAUAUCAAAUCAUUGUGGUGAAAUAAAUUCUUCUUUGCCUUCCUAGAAGACUAUACCUUCUGAAGGAGCAAUGUAAAAGUAAA